This is a messenger RNA of Phaeodactylum tricornutum CCAP 1055/1, 789 nucleotides long. RefSeq lists its product with no specific name. The record is from RefSeq and is a predicted model, not a curated record. The coding region runs from base 1 to 699 and encodes 232 amino acids. NCBI's taxonomy places the organism in Eukaryota, Bacillariophyta, Bacillariophyceae, Surirellales, Neidiaceae. The transcript has a single exon.
AUGGCUAAUUCCUCUCCCCGUCUCGCCACACAAGAGUGCUACUCCCUCAUGUCUCUCAUUUCAAGUUCCGUCGAGCCGACCGUUUCGUGCUCUAUCGAAGCGCUGCGGGAGGUCAGCCAUGCAAAGGAAACCUUUGAUUGGUCUGACUAUCCAGUCGUCGGAGAAGAUACGAUUAUGAUUAAUUCUACUCCGUCACAAUCAUAUUUUAAAUCCACCAUUUAUGAAGAGCGAUUGACUCCUACAUCAAGAUCGAGAUCUCCCCCUCCGUCUCCUACUUCUUCGCGGAUGUUUCCUUUUUCCGAUGAGACAUCAUCCAAGCCUUUUGUUCAGGAGCUGGAAAAACGAAUCGAUAGCAAGAAAGUUGCUUUUUCGGACAUUUUGGAAAUCCGAACGCACGAAAUUGUGCUAGGAGAUCAUCCUUGCUGCUUGGGCGGCAUGGCGUUGCAGUGCGACUGGUCCCACACGGACCUCGAGAUUGUCGAUUUUGAAAUGCACGAACGUGUUGGUUCCAAGCGCCGGAACGCGGACUUACGCCUCAGCUACGGGGAAAGGCGACAUCGUUUACAGGAGGUAACUGGCCUCUCUGGGGCACAACUUUUGCAGCAAGAGUACGCUUUGGUCUGCGCGGCCAAGGGCUACACGAUGACACCUCUGACUGUCUCGUCACGACAGAGCCUUGCCCUCGCCUGUGGACAUUGAAUAGCAAAAGCUUUCAAAAGUGCUACCUUGCUAACCUUUUGGACUACUUGCAAUACUAUGUAUAAACUAUGUAACAAUUCAGAAAAUUUU